UUUUAAAAAGUUGGAGGAAUUCUUUAAAUGAUCCAAAGAUUAGGGGUCAUGUUAGAAUUUUCCCAAGACUCGCAAACGAAAUUAAAAAAAACAGAAAGUACGAUGGACUAAACGGUAAAUUAAACUACUUCAUCAGAGGCAAAGUUCCUUGCUUUCGAAACCGAUCUGUUUCUUUUUCUGUCUUCCUCUGCGUUUUCAAUGAGCUAAGAAUCAAACAUCAUCAGAUGGUUCAACAAACAACAGACUCCAAAUUCAGUGAAUAUGGACUGCGGAAUCCAGAAAAUAACUCUCGCACUUUUGAUAAGCAACCUCCAGUUGGUGCAAAGAAGACACCAUUGAGAGACCUGCAGAAUGAAAAUAGAAUCGUGCCCAACUCCCCAGGAAGCUCCCCAUUUUCUAAAGAUAGAGGACCUGUUAUUGAUCCUAUUAAGGUUUCUGGAACUAAGAGACCAUCCACAGAAUGCCCUGUGAGCCCUUCAUACUGCCAAUCUCCAAGCAAUAGUGCUGCAAAUGGGCAUCUUGUCUAUGUCCGUAGAAAAUCUGAACCAGAAUUAGGAAAAAGCAGUGCUUUUGACUGUACCAGCACAAGUAAUUGCCAACACCUGAGGCAAGUUGGUCAACUGGAGGAAAGUAAUCAACAAAAAUCCCAAAUAAAGGAGCCAAACAUUUCUUGUUUUCCAGCAUUUGCACCACUUCCAAUGGCUUCCAUGACAAGUUCAUCCGCCAAAUCUUCAGUAACUUUACCUCUUGGAAAGUCUGCUAUGAGAUUAGCACCAUCAGACUCCAAUCAACAUCCAGUUGUUUCUGCUGCCCCUUUGUUGGAUAGUUCAAAGGAAAUUGAAAAACUUCACUGGGAAGAGCAGUACUAUCAAUUGCAGAUGCAAUUGAAAAAGUUGGACCAAUCUGAGCAGGAGGAUUAUACCCAGAUGCUUCGUUCUCUUUCUGCAGUUGAUCUCAGCAGACAUGCCAUUGAGCUGGAAAAAAGAUCAAUUCAGCUCUCACUGGAGGAAGCAAAAGAGAUGCAGCGUGUUGCCAUUUUAAACGUCUUGGGAAAAACUAUGAAGAUGGCUAAAGCACCCUCCACUUAACCAGAUCAGUUAAACAAAUAAAAGGCAUCAAGUGCAAGGUGGUGAGUGUUGUGAGUUGUAACAUAUCUGUAGAGAGCGGAUGCACACACGUGCACACUUGUGCAGUUUUUCCUUCCUCCUAGUUGUUCUGCAGUAAUUUGUGUGCUGGCUAUCUGGUAUGUACUGUAGUUCUCAACUCAGAAUAUCUUCUGUGUAUUUUUCCUGGCAAAAAGCUUUGGACACUGGACAGUAUCAAAUUCAAACUGUACUGUCAUAUAAUGCUGAAAUGAUCCUUCAAGUUACUGCUAUUAAGCCUAGUCUGUCCUGUUAAAUUAGCGUCUUACCAUUUAAUUUUUGGGAUUAAGUAUACUGAAGGUUCUACUCCAAUCAAUUCUAUUGAAUUUAAAAAUUUCAGGGUUAAAUUGUUCAGCCAGCGAAGUAGUCUGA
This is a messenger RNA of Durio zibethinus, 1514 nucleotides long. RefSeq lists its product as uncharacterized. Gene Ontology annotation, cellular component: DRM complex. Gene Ontology annotation, biological process: regulation of DNA-templated transcription. The record is from RefSeq and is a predicted model, not a curated record. Lineage: Eukaryota; Viridiplantae; Streptophyta; Magnoliopsida; Malvales; Malvaceae.